AUGUCUCGGAUCGAAGAACUCAACGCUGAGUAUGAGCAAGUCCUGGAGGGCCAACCUGGUAAGGACAAAGAACACGGCCCUGCGGACGCUUACAGCAAUGAGCGCGAAGAACACGAUGAGCAAGAUCCCGCUGGACACGGCGCACAAGGCCGCAACGGACCCGCCGGACUCCGAGGGCUUGUUGACGCCCACGAGAUGGCAGUGAAGAAGUCUAUUGACAGGGCCCGUAACAUGAUCGGAGCGUUCCCCUCAGCCGUCGAUCUUUUCCCCGUGUACGGCAACAUGCGCUCCACGGUUCAGCACCCCAUCCAAGUCGCGGGAGGUAUGAUUGGUCACACUCCAACGGCCUACAUGAAGCAUCGACGUCAGUUUAAGGCACAUUCACGAUCGCAUACCGACACUGCUUCUCCUCGCUCGGCGGAAGUCAAGGCUUCUCCUUCUGCUACACGCGCUGAUGAUGAGGGUGAAGAGCAGUCCAUGAAGAAGAAGUGGAGUACUGUUAAGGUCAAGUCUGGAGAUGAUGAUGGCACCAGUCCCACUGCAGACCGACCAAACCUCCAUUCGACAUUUUUCGACACUUUUGUCUGGCCGACUGAGCUGUCCACGACAUCGUCCCAUGCUCGCGCUGCAACGAGGGCAUCUAGGUCACCGCUUCCUGAGCUCAGGACUUUCGAGGACGUUCACCGCCAGAUCCGCGAGCAGGAUAUCGAAACUACCCUGAACGCCGACAAUAUGGCUGCUCUACAUUGGGUUAAACGCGAACUUGCUCCUGUUGCUUCGUCGAGCGGCCCUGCAGCCCAAAAGCCUGAGUCCGCUACUUCGCUUCUAGACCACACGCACCCAAAGAAGAACGCACCUAGCCAGUCAUCGCUAGAGGCACUUUGCGGUGUCCACACGGGUCAAGAUCACAGUGUCGGCUGUAUUACCCUCAAGGAAGGUAUCUCACCCAUCGAUCUUCUGCAUCUUCUAGAUAACUCCGACAUUUCCGAUAUCGAGUUCGAGAUCGAAGACGACUCUGCCGAGGUCAAGAACGGCGACGCGACUGUCGGAACUACUACUUUGGAGCCGCGUAAAUUCGUUCCGACUGUUGCGGAACAUAAGAAGCAGGCUGGCGUAUCAGUUGAAGGUCUCAACUAUGCUCUCAGUACAGAUGGAGAAGAUUACAGUGACUCUGACGACGAUUCAGUUCCCAACGAAGCCCGUAAAGAUGUUCACCCAAAGAAGCCUUCUAAUGUCGAGGUCGUUGCCGGCUCUGCUUCUGCUGACAGUACCGCCGCACCGGACGACGCUAUGGUAGACGAGUUUCUGGACUUCACUGCCAACGCCUUCUCGCGUGAUGAAGUCUUCGAGAUCCUUCGUAUGUGUGGCGCGAAUUUAGUUGUUGCUGUCUCCAUGUACCGCAACGCCCGCAGUCUUGAUCAUAUCCGACAGAUGCUGAGGGCUUGGCUUGCGCCGCUUGAGAACGGUGGUUUGGGCGACAUGGACCGCCAGUCCGUUCAAGACGGCGAAGUGAACAUUUUACAGUUCAGUAACCCCUCACAAGUCUUCACACCUCUUCACAACGCUGAGCCUACUGGAACAACGCUGAGUGUGCGAGAUGCCUACAAAACGCUCGGUCUGGAGGCCUAUCACUCUGUCGACCGUGCCACACUUGAUGACAGCCUUCAUUCAAAGCUGAUACAGUGCGGGUCAGCCAAAUCUGUGUUCCGAUCUCAACAGCUGGUGCUUCAGGCUUAUACCGACAUUACCAAGCAUCAGAAUGACAACGACUGUUGGGAGCUAUCUCCUCUGUGUAUCGAGUGGACUGAAGAGACGGACGAAAAGCUCAUCCGAUGGAAGACUGAAGACGUCAAGAUUACUUGGACUGCCAUCGCUGGAGCCUUGGGUAUGACCGUGAAAGAGUGCAAGGACCGUUUCAAGGUACUCCGACCCUCGAAGGGCAAGGCGAAUUCUACAAAGGAAGACAAGUCCAAGAAGCAGCAGGAUACUGUCAAGGAAAAGAUCGAUGCUGUUCACGCCACCUCCCCUGCGCUUGGUGACAACUAUGGCGGCCUAGAUGAAGCCUGGGAUGCUCCACUUGUCUGUACGCGUUGUGGAAUGCAUUGGUGUGACUGCACAUUCAACACUGAUGGCAACCGUGCUGAGCAGACAGCCCCUGGCCUCGCGACCGGUAACGACGUACACUGGGGAUCUUUUUUCCCAGGCCCACAGAGCUCAGGAGACGACGCAUGGGCUUCCAUUCGCAACCCUGACGAUUCCAACAAAGCUCCCGAACCGGAAGCUUCUGCAUCUACUGACUAUACCGUCACCUACUGGGCCACCGUCGAGUCUGGCGACAAGACUGUUCACAUUCCCAUCAAUAGCAGCGACGUCUCCGGUCCCGAGAAGAACAUCAUCGAGAGCAGCAGUGGUAUGAAGAAGAUCUGGAAGUGGGCUCAAGACAAAGGUCUCGCCGACAAGAUCAGCCUUCAAGACGCUUUCGAUCUCGCCAAGGAUAUGCACUGCAAGGAAGAAAUCGACCAGCCAGUCGUUGAGGAGCCUCAGCGUGCUACAGAUGCCCCACGUGCUACCAGCUACAGUCGUAGCCCCAGCCGUAGCCGUAGCCCAUAUCCACGACGGGCUGCUCCCGCUGUAGGUCUCCUCGGUGUGGACUACAUUUACCCCAACCCCCCGUAUGUUCGCCCGAUGACCUCUGCGAUGACCUCUCCGAGGUCCUCUCAGAUGAGUUCGUUCCGUCCAGUGCACGAGGAGACAUGUGAUGGGUGCGACGCAUGGUCUUGUUAUUAG
Molecule: messenger RNA, 2787 nt
Organism: Alternaria ventricosa
Lineage: Eukaryota; Fungi; Ascomycota; Dothideomycetes; Pleosporales; Pleosporaceae
Exons: 2
Coding region: 1-2787 (928 amino acids)
Source: RefSeq, a predicted model, not a curated record